GCGCGGCGCGGGGCGGGGCGCGGGGCCGCAGUGGCGGAGCCGCUCCGUUCCUCCGGCGCAUCGCGGUCGCCAUGGCGCUGUGCGGCCGCUCCGCGCUCCUCCCGCCGCCCCAGCGGCACCGGCCCCGGCCCCGAGCCCCGGGGCCUUUCGUCAGCUGCAGCCGCCUCCGAAAUAUUCAGGCUAUCCUGACGCAGAGCAACAAAUCUCAGCCUGAUGGAAUCCUCUGCAUUUUAGGGAUAGACAGUCGAUACAAUGAAGGGUGCAGGGAGCUGGCAAAUUAUCUGCUCUUUGGUUUGUACAACCAGAACAACAACGACUUUGAAAGGACAGGUUUUCCUGAAGAAGUUCUGGAUGAUAUAAUCAUAUUAAUAAAACCUGACAGUGUUCAUCUGUACUGCAACCCUGUGAAUUACAAUCAUCUUUUACCCUAUGUGGCACACUGGAGGAACUUGCAUUUCCACUGUCUGACUGAAAAUGAGUACAAAGAUGAAGAAGCUGCAGAGGAAUUCAAGAUUUCCAGCUUUGUGGACAUGGUCCGGGAUUGCAGCCGCAUCGGGAUCCCCUACAGCUGCCAAGGCCACCUGCAGAUAUUUGACAUGUUCAUUGUGGAGAAGUGGCCGAUCGUCCAGGCCUUCGCGCUCGAGGGGAUCGGGGGCGACGGCUUCUUCACCAUGAAAUACGAAUUAAUGGAUGUCAGUGCUGACUUGUGGAAGACCUACAGCAAAAUGGAUCCUGUGUCCUUGGAGGAUUUGCUUUUUGAGGAUUUAAUGAUUUUUGAACACCAGUGGACCAACUUUUUUGCAAAUUUUGACACUGAAAUUCCCUUCAUUCUGGAACUCUCAGAAUCUCAGGCUGGGGAGCCCUUCAGAAGUUAUUUCAGCCACGGCAUGAUCUCAAGCCAUAUAACAGAUAACAGCCCGAGCCGUCAGCCCUUUGUCCUGUUUGGCAGCCACUCCACAAAGGAAAACUUGAACACUGGGAACUUUAAUUUUCCAUCUGAAGGACAUCUGGUCCGAAACACUGGCCUUGGUGGAAGCACUGCCAAGCAUAUGGUAGUGCAGUGUGUAUCUCCAAAGGGACCUCUGGCUUGUUCAAGGACCUAUUUUUUUGGAGCCACUCACAUUCCUUUCCUGGGAAAUGACAAUGAGAUGCCCAAGCAAGCUGAGCAAGUUACGCUGUUGUCGCAAAUAUAUUCUGCUGUUGUAGAGGCUGUGCUUGCUGGCAUUGAGUGCUAUGCUAAAACUUCCACUGAAUCCAAGGCAAAGGAGGUGGCAGAGCAGGUGCUCCUGUCUGUGUUAGACACCCUUGGCUUGGCACAGCUGAAAUCUGCUUUACGCUCCAAAAUCGCUUUUCAAAUUCAGGCUGUGAACAACCAUGGCAGAAUUACUCCAUUAGAUAACGAGGACAGCCUGAGUUUGAUCAAAACGGCAUCCAUGAUGGUGUUUGACAUUCCAGACCUGCUGGCAGGAAGAGGAUGCUUGGGAUCUGUUGUGUUUUCAGAGUCCUUCCUGACAUCACAAAUACAGGUCAAAGAAAAAGAUGGCAGCAUCCAUCCAGACUCCAGGCACGUUAUCCUGACCGCAGCUAUCCCGAGAUUCGCUUCCUGGCUGGUUGAAGACAGUGAUGUGAAACUCUCUGAAAAGGCACAGCAAGUAUUGAAGGAAGACAAAUCUUUCCUGGGCACUUUACUCACUGAGGGUGAUGGAGUUUAUAUCUGUUCCAGCAAUCCACAGGCCAUGCCUGCAGAAGGCAAAUUGUAUUUCUUUUCUGAUGGAAUUCUGUUCUGUGAUCCCCAUCAUGGCAGCAUUUCCAUUUCCAAGAACCACAUGAGUUCCAUUUCUCUCUAUGAUGGGGAUUCCAACAGCAUUGUUGCUGCUCUCUUUAUAGACUUCAAAAGUUCCCUGCUUCCUCAUCUCCCCAUUGAAUUCCACACCCAGAACAACUUUCUGAUGAUUGCACUUUUCCCCAAAAGAAAGAUUUAUAAAGCUUUUUAUUCACAGGUUUUCUCUUCAUGGCAAAACCAGACAAACUCAGGAUUAUCUUUAAGGGUUGUCCCAGAAGAAUUCCUGUCUGAGGAACAAAAGAGGCUGCAUUCCAGUGUCCAGAAGCUCUUCAAUGCCUUCUCUUUUGCUUCUGGGGAAAGAUGCAGGGAGCUGAAACUGUCUGCUGCUAUUCCAGGACUGGAGAGGUUUGUGCAGCACUUCACAGUCAGCAGCGUCAGUACCAAGCCAGUGAUGAGAGCACAUCUUCCUGUCCUUCUCCAACAGUCAGAAACCAUUUCUGACAGCAAAGCAGAAGGUGAUAAGGUGAUCAUCACCAUCAUCACUGGGCUGCCAGGGUGCCGUUCCAGCGACCUGUGUUCUUUCCUUGUCACUUUUACCAAGGAGUAUGGGAGAUGGAUUGUUUAUCGGCAGACCAUGGACAGCCCGGAGUGUUUCAGUGCCUCCCACUUCCAGCGCUUCCUGGCCGGGCUCCUGGAGACCCAGCAGAACCUUGGGGUCCGUCAGCCCGCCCACCUUGGGAAGAGCAACAGGCUCCUGGUGGUGCUGCAAGGGUACACUGAUGUUAUUGAUGUUGUGCAAGCUCUGCAGACUCACCCUGACCCAGAUGUGAAAUCUUCUUUCAUCAUUGGAGCAGUCAACACCUGCGUGGAGCCUCUGAGCUGCUACAUGGAACACAGGCUUCUUUUUCCCAAGUUCUUGGACCAGUGUUCACAAGGACUGGUGAGUAACGUGGUUUUCACAAGUCAUGCCACAGAGCAGAGGCACCCACUCCUCGUGCAGCUGCAGAGCCUGAUCCGAGCAGCAAAUCCUGGAGUUUCCUUCAUCCUGGCAGAAAAUGGGAUUGUAACGAGGAACGAGGAUAUUGAACUAAUUCUCUCAGAAAGCAGUUUUUCAAAUCCUCAGAUGAUGAGAGCUCGAUAUUUAAUGUACCCUGGCUGGUAUGAGGGUAAAUACGGGGCUGGGCCCGUGUUCCCUCCCAUGGUUCAGAUCUGCGUGUGGUUCAGUCGCCCUCUGGAGAAAACACGAUUUGUGACCAAAUGCAAAGCAAUUAAGUCGUUGCUCAAGCCAAGUCCAUUUUCUGGAAACAUUUAUCACAUCAUGGGCAAAGUGAAGUUUUCAGAUGCUGAUAAAGUCAUUGAAGUCUGUCACAACACAGCAGCAAAUUCCCUAAGCCUGGUGCCUGUUUCGGAGGGGCCAACUCCUCCUGAUUCCAGAAAUGAUCCCAGAGACUGCAGCAGUCAACAGGAAUAUUUCCUUGUGUUCAUUGGCUGCUCCCUGAAGGAAGAGGAUAUCAAAGAUUGGCUCAGAGAAACUGCAAAACAGAAACCUCAGAGGAAAGCCCUGAAAACCAGAGGAAUGUUAACCCUUCAGGAAAUCAAAAACAUCCACGUGAAACGCCACUUGGAUCCGCUUCCAGCUGGUUAUUUUUACAAUGGGACUCAAUUUGUGAAUUUUUUUGGUGACAAAAUGGAUUAUCAUCCAUUAAUGGACCAGUUCAUGAAUGAUUACUUGGAAGAAGCCAACAGGGAAAUUGAGAAGUACAACAGGGAGCUGGAGGAGCAGGAGUACCACGACCUCUUUGAGCAGAAGAUUUAAGCACGUGGAUCCUGAGCGUUCCUGUCCUUGUGUCAGGAACCAAAAAUGCUAUUUUUGUCCUUCUGGCUCAUGAGAAAUUGAGUGAAAUGUCUGUUUUCAGCACUCCUUCCCAAACUAAGGGAUUGUUCCCCUUAGGUUGGCAUUUAACGUGGUAACUGCUUAGCUGUUUGUACUGUCAGGAUUGCUUCCACUUCACCUUAAUUCCAGACUGUACAAAGCAUCACCUGGAAUCUCUGGCUUGUGGUGGAAACGUGGGAAAAAGAAGAAGGAGGAGGAGACGAGAAGCAAAACUGGAUUUAUUUCCUAAAAAGGUCAGAAUGUAAUUGUGGAAUUGGGCCAUGGUGCAGAUAUCAAACGAUGCCUGGGUGUCCCUUGGGAAUCGUUGCACAGGAGCAUCGAUGGUCAGUGGGGGAAUUCAGGAUGUGGGAUUGGGAUGUUCCCAAAGCGAGAAAUGGGGGAACAGACUCGGAAGAGUCCCCAGUCCCAGAACUGUUUGGAUGUUCCCGAAGCAAAAAAUGGGGGAAUAAUUAAAAAAUUUAAGAGAGUCCCUAAUCCCACAGCUGCUGAGAUGUUCCCAAAGCGAGAAAUGGGGGAACAAUGGGAAAAACUCAGAAUUGGGUCCCUAAUCAGCAGCUGUUGGGAUGUUCCCAAAGCAAGAAAUGGGGGAACAUUGGGGAAAAACUCCGAAUUGGGUCCCUAAUCCCACAGCUCUUGGUGUGUUCCCAAAAUGAAGAAUGGGGGAACAAUGGGAAAAACUCAGAACUGAGUCUCUAAUCAACAGCUGUUGGGCUGUUCCCAAAGUGAGAAAUGGGGGAACCCUUUCUCAGAGUUCCUAAUCCCACAGCUCUUGGUGUGUUCCCAAACUGAGAAAUGGGCAAACAGUGGGGAAAACUCCGAAGAGCCCCUGAUCCCAGAGCUGUUGGUGUUCCCAAAGCAAGAAAUGGGAGAAUGAUUAAAAAACUUAGAAUCCCUGAAUCUGCAGCUGUUGGGAUGUUCCCAAAGUGAGAAAUGGGGGAACAAUGGGAAAAACUCAGAACUGAGUCCCUAAUCCCACAACUGCUGGAGCAUUCCCAAAGUGAAAAAUGUGGAAACAGUGGGGAAAGCUCAGAAGAGUCCCUAAUCCCAGAGCUGUCAGAUGUUCCCAAAGCGAGAAAUGGGGGAACAAUGGGAAAAACUCAGAAGAGUCCCUAAUUAACAGCUGUUGGGGUGUUCCCAAAGCGAGAAAUGGGGGAACGGUGAGGAAAACUCAGAAUUGAGUCCUUAAUCCCACAGUUGUUAGGAUGUUCCCAAAGCGAGAAAUGGGGGAACAGUGGGGAAAACUCAGAUCUGAGUCCCUAGUCCCACAGCUCUUGGUGUGUUCCCAAAGCGAGAAAUGGGGGAACAAUGGGAAAUAAUCAGAAUUGAGUCCCUAAUCCCACAGUUGCUGGGUAUUCCCAAAGUGAAACACGUCGAAACAGUGGGAAAAACUCAGAAGUGUCCCUAAUCCCAGAGUUGUCAGGAUGUUCCCAAAGCCAGAAAUGGGGGAACAGUGGGAAGAACUCAGAACCGAAUCCCUGAUCCCACAUCUUUGAGAGAGUUCCCAAAGCAAGAAAUGAGGGAAUGGGAAAAGCUCAGAUGGGCACCUAAUCCUACAGCUGUUGUUGUGUUCCCAAAGUGAGAAAUGGGGGAACAAUGAGAAAAACUCAGAAUUGGGUCCCUAAUCCCACAGUUGCUGCUGUGUUCCUAAAGCGAGAAAUGGGGGAACACUUUCUCAGAGUCCCUAAUCCCACAGUUGUUGAUGUAUUGCCAAAGUAAGAAAUGGGGGAACAGAGGGAAAAACUCUAAUCUAAUCCCACAGCUACUGGAUGUUCCUAAAGCGAGAAAUGGGGGAACAAUGGGAAAAAAUCAGAAUUGAGUCCCUAAUUCCAGAGCUGUUGGUGCGUUCCCAAAGCAAGAAAUGGGAGAAAGAUUAAAAAAUUUAUAAUCCCUCAAUCUGCAGCUGUUAGGAUGUUCCCAAAGUGAGAAAUGGGGAAAAGUGGGAAGAACUCAGAACUGAAUCCUUAAUUCCAGAGCUGUCAGGGCAUUCCCAAAGCGAGAAAUGGGGGAAUGGGAAAAGCUUGAAUGAGCACCUAAUCCCAGAGCUGUCAGGGUGUUCCCAAAGCGAGAAAUGGGGAAACAGUGGGAAAAACUGAAGAAUCUCUAAUCCCAGAGCUGUCAGAUGUUCCCAAAGCGAGAAAUGGGGGAACAAUGGGAAAAACUCAGAAUUGAGUCCCUAAUCCCACAGCUGCUGGGGCAUUCCCAAAAUGAAAAAUGUGGAAUCAGUGGGAAAAACUCAGAAGAGUCCCUAAUCCCAGAGCUGCCUGGGUGUUCCCAAAGCCAGAAAGGGGGAAACAAUUGGAAGAACUCAGAACUGUGUCCCUAAUCCCACAUCUUUCAGAGAGUUCCCAAAGCGAGAAAUGGGGGAAUGGGAAAAGCUGAGAUGGGCACCUAAUCCUACAGCUGUUGGUGUGUUCCCAAAGUGAGAAAUGGGGAAACUAUGGGAAAAAAAAUCAGAAUUGAGUCUCUUAAUUUCACAGUAAGAAAUAGGAGAAAGAUUAAAAAAUUUAUAAUCUCUGAAUCUGCAGCUGUUAGGAUGUUCCCAAAGUGAGAAAUGGGGAAAAGUGGGAAGAACUCAGAACUGAGUCCCUAAUUCCAGAGCUGUCAGGGCAUUCCCAAAGCGAGAAAUGGGGGAACAGGAAAAGCUCGAAUGAGCACCUAAUCCCAGAGCUGUCAGGAUGUUCCCAAAGCAAGAAAUGGGGAAACAGUGGGAAAAACUGAAGAAUCCCUAAUCCCAGAGCUGUCAGGAUAUUCCCAAAGCAAGAAAUGGGGGAACAAUGGGAAAAACAAAGAACUGAGUCCCUAAUCCCACAGCUGCUGGGGCAUUCCCAAAAUGAAAAAUGUGGAAUCAGUGGGAAAAACUCAGAAGAGUCCCUAAUCCCAGAGCUGUCAGGGUGUUCCCCAAGCAAGAAAUGGGGGAACAGUGGGAAAAACUCAGAAUUGAGUCGCUGAUCCCACAGCUGUUGGUGUGUUCCCAAAGUGAAAAAUGGGGGAACACUUUCCAGAGUCCUUAAUUACAGAGCUGUUAGGGCAAUCCCAAAGUGAAAAUUGUGGAAACAGUGGGAACAACUCAAAAAAGUUCCUAAUCCCAGAGCUGUCAGGGUGUUCCCAAAGAGAGGUACGAGGGAACACCGCCACCCCCACCUUUGCCAGGGCACAGCCCAUCUCAAAACCUCAGCACAGUUUGAGUCUGCACUUGAAAUUCUGACUUUAAAGAAAAGCUAUUUAUACAUUUCAGGGUGAAAUCAGUGGAGAAAUCUUAAUUUCUUCCCAGUCCUCUCAUUGGGAUUCUGAAAAAUAUUUCCUGGCUGGCUGCAAUGUGCACCUUGCUUAGAUUAUCCCUGGAGGAUUCCUAUUGCAGUCCUAAAAACUAGGCAAGGCAAGGGGGAGAUUCUUCAGUUGAAGAAUUCCUUUUCAUGAAGAUGAGUGAAUUCCAAAGGUAAAAAAUAGCAAAGGAUGUUACUUGAAAGAGGCAGGAACUUGUUUGUGGAGUUUCCAGAAGAGUUUGCACACCGUAACAUUUCACUGUGCUGGUGAGAAAUCAACUUUUUAAGUACUUGCAACAGAAUUUUUAUAGUUCCUAAAUAAUAGAACAGGAAUGCUGGCAGCCUGUCCUGACUUAAUUCAGUAUCAUUUUAAAGGAGGCUUUAUAAAUCCCUGCCUGAAGGAUUAUAAAGUACCUUAGCAGCUAUUUACAGGUAAUUAUUGGAGUUUAUUUGAAUAAGCAGAUUAUUGUAGCAUGCACGUGUUCAGAAUUUAGGUGAGAGCAGCCCAGCAGGAAUUUUUUUAUUUUCAUAUUCCUUUGCCUUAGGGACAGCUCAAUCUUUUACUGCAACUGCAGCUUUUCUUUCUGACCAGAUGUUUGUGAUACAGCAAGAAAUGGAACGAAAAAUCUCUUGCAGGACACUUAAAAUACUUCAAAUGUAUCUGCACAGCCUCAUCUCGAAGCAGGAAAAUGAGAUUUAACCCCUGCCAUCAAACCUGAGGCUAAAUUAGAGUUUCUGCUUUGCUAAAGAGAUGUAUUUUUUACCUUUGGAAUAUGAAAUAACUGAAAUUUCAGUAACCUGAAGCAUAUUUUAGGUGGUUUUGGUCUUCAUUGCUGGGUGCCUGUCCUAUGAGUGUUCCACAGUGCAGAGGUAGAAUUCCAGGUGCUGCAGGCUGGGAUAGAAAUAUUGAUAAGGUUUCAUUCCUUGCUUUCCUCCUAGAUUUAGAAAGCUGUCUGAAUUAAAGACUUUAAUAUUUUAUUUUCUUUUUUUUUUUGCACACCACGAGACUUUAUAUAAAAACUACUUGUAUCCUGUUAGAGGCCAGUAAAAGCCAGCAAUUAGUUUGUGUUUUUAGGCUUUCCUGGGGUAUUCCCUGGAUCACAAGUGUGGAGCAUCCUGAUAAAGCUCGUGAGUUUUAUCUAUGCAUGGCUAAAUUUUAGUCUUAAUAUCCUGUAGUGCCUGUAGAGCAAAGGUAGCUAGCAGUGGGUUUUGGGGGGGCUGCCAGGGGUUUACAACUCAAUCCAGUUGGUUGCAUGAAAUUAUUUCACAGCCCAGAAUUUUUAGGAAUCCCAAAAUUCUGGUGGCUAGCGCUGCAAUAUAAAGGGGCAUUAGGAAAUUGAGCUCCAAUUGGAAUUGCUUUGCCAAUUAAGUCAGUGUAAACCCAGCUGUUCCAGUCCCAGUUCUCUCACCUGCAAAGCCAUAUUUUUAGAGUAGUGGGAUGUGAUGUGGGAAGAAAUUCCAGUGGUUGGGACAGCAGGCACGUGGUGGAGGCUUUGUCUCAACUCGUGAGUGGAUACAGAGUAGAUUUAAGUGCAAUUGAUUGAAAAUAGAUGAAGAUGCUGUAGCUGAUUUUUGCUCUGCUGAACUCUUUUUAAGAACUCCAAUUUGUGCAGCUCUCAAAUCAAUGUGGAAGGGGCUUGAUCCAGCUGGAAUUCCAAGCCCUGUGAACAAGAAAAAAAAAAAAAAAAAGGAAAUAAUUGGGGUAUGAGUGUGCAAAUUGAGCUGUUCCUUAAAAACUGGAGCAGAAGAGCUCGGAACAAAGGCCUAGAACCCUCCUGUCCUGUGCUGCAUGUGCUCUAUGGUCAUAGCUGUGUAUUACAAAGACCUUUCACCAGACUGGUACUGGCUCAAUUCAUGUAUUUUGGUAUUGAAAGAAAUUGAUUACCUCAAUUUUUAGCAUUUAUUUUUGAACUGUGACUUUCAACCAGAACAGAAGAAGAAAAAAAAAUAAUAAAAAAAAGAAAAAUACCGAAAUAGUGAAACUGUGACAAUGGUAUCCUUUAAAUGUAGUAGUGCCUUGCAGAUGACACCAUUUAUUCCCCAAAUAAAUGGAUGUCAGGGGUUGCACCCCCACUUUUUUUUUUAAAGGAAAAUAACGGUUUUGGUGAAAGGACUUAAAAAUUUAACCUAGUGACAAAUAUUAGCACAAAUGGUUAAACUGUUUAAAAGAAAACUCUUUGAGGACUGAAAUGCCUGAUGCUGCUGCUGUUGAAGAGCAGUUGCUGAUUUUUUGGGAGUCAAUUCUAACGAUCAGCAGCUCUUUUUGAAUUUUUUUUAUUUUUUUUUUUUAGAAGAGCGUAACUUUUGUACUCUGGUCAAAGCUGUUUGUACUGUAUGGAAUCCCCAGCCUAGGGGGUUUGGUGUCCUCACUCCUUGGAAGUCGAGGUGAGGAUGGAGCUACUCCGAAGGAUUGAGGUUUGAACAUUUUUUUGCUACUGUAUAAUUAAAAAAAAAACAACAACAACAAAAAAAAGCACCAUUUCUAACCCACUGAUGUUUGGAUACAGCAAAAGUGCCAUUACACUGUUCCUUUUCUCUUUUACUGUACUUGGAAAAAAUUGUGUCCAGGCAUUCCUGAGCUUGGGAAGUGCUGAAGAGUCCUCAAGGGGUUUCCACGCUUUGCUGACCUUUGUUAGCAGCUUGUGGUGGUGUUUUUUUCUUUCUCCUCACCGAGAAUGAGUGUGAUCAGAAGUUACUGAAGUUAUAGGAUUCAAAUGUGACAAACUUAGCAGGGGAACCUUUGCAAUUUGAGCUGCUCUGCAAUCUGGGAGUAUUUGAAUUUUAAGCUGUGCAAUUUGGGAUUAAUCCAGUUUUACACUUUGCAAUUAACACACCGGAUUGCAGGGAGGAGUUAAGUUGCAUGUGAGAGUUCCCUAAUAAGUUGGAAUUUUUUUUAAAUUAUUGUUAUUUUUAAAUUGAAACUUGUCAGAAUUUGCACAGAUUUAAGCUCUGGAAUACUUUUGGUAUUCUUGAAAAGGGAAAAAAAAAAGAUUGUGACUAGUAUAGUGAAUUGUGAACUGUGAGUUGGUAGAGCCACAGGGUUGAUCUAAUCUUAGGUUGUUAAAAAUGUACCUCAGAAAGCUCAUGAGAAAUUGCUUCAUUUUUACACAACAGCCGGAUCCUGACCUAACACUUCUCACUUUACAAUGUGCCAAAAUUCACUUUUAUACUAGUUCUCAAUGCUUUAAUAUUUGCAACUCUAAGUUAAAAACGUGUUAUUUACAAACACUACUGUAACUUCAGUUCAGCUGAAUGGUGUGAUUGAAGCUUUUUGCCUCUCGUAUUUAUUACACAACUUGAUUCAGUAAAUAUAAAAUUACCUUUCCAUUUAUUUUUGUAUUGUUUUACACGUUUAUACCUGCAGUUUGUGUGACUUUUACACCUGUAACUCAGAUGUGAUGGAAAGAACCAAUAAACAGUAUCCAUCCAC
Taeniopygia guttata (zebra finch) is the source of this 10370-nucleotide messenger RNA. It is a transcript of the gene DNAAF9, whose product is annotated as dynein axonemal assembly factor 9. Lineage: Eukaryota; Metazoa; Chordata; Aves; Passeriformes; Estrildidae. The record is from RefSeq and is a predicted model, not a curated record.